GAAAAAAUAAAGCUGUCAUCCCACUUCUCAAACAUACUUGCUAGCAGUGGUUGAAAUACGCAUUUUAUUAUUAGUCCGAUACGAGGAAAGAAUAUUAUCUUUUGAAGAUAGUUGACAUAUUUUUAAAGGUCCAAAUGUUUAGUAAAAAAUUUAGCAAUGUGGAGAUGGUAUGGCAGCCAAAAGGAAAUUUUGGGAAAAAUAUUAAGAAAUUUAAGAAAAGAAUAGUGGACAAGUAUAAUGUCACUUUAAAUGACUACUGGGAUUUGCAUAAAUGGUCUAUUGAAAAUCUUGAAGAGUUCUGGGCGGAAAUAUGGCAUUUUUCUAAUAUUAUUUGCUCAAAAUCCUUUGAUAAGGUUAUUGAUUUGAGCAUUCCGAUGGAAAAUUCACCUCGCUGGUUCGAAGGAGCGAAGCUUAAUUAUGCCGAGAACUUGAUGAAAUAUCGUGAUGAUCAUGUGGCGUUGAUAUCGACAGGUGAAGAAAGCGAAGUUACCGAAACAACGUAUGCUGAAAUGUACGAAGAAGCUACGUUAUAUGCUGCAGCUCUUAGAAAAUUUGGUCUGAAAAAAGGAGAUAUUGCUGCUUGUUACAUGUCUAAUAGAAAAGAAGCUAUUCUUCCUAUGCUUGGUGUAACGAGCAUCGGAGCUAUUUUUACGGGAGCAUUGCCACAAUUAGGUGCUCAGGCUGUCGUCAAUCGUUUCAAGUUAGUAAAACCUAGAAUACUUUUUUCAAUAGAUAGAUUUCAGCAUAAUAAAGAAGAGAUUGAUAUGCUGACAAAACUAGUUCAGAUAACUGAAGAACUACCUUGUUUAGAAAAAGUCGUCAUAGUGCCAUCAAAAGAAGAAUCAAAAUUGAAAGAUAUCAGUAGAAUUAAGAACAGUUGCUUCUUGGAUGAGUUUCUGAAUUCUGGGAAAGACGCUGAUGGAUCUGUUGUACCUAUAACCUUUGAACAAGUACCUUUUUCGCACCCUGUGUUCAUUAGUUACACAUCGGGUACAACUGGAUUACCUAAGGCUUUGAUCAAUGAUGCUGGGCUUUUAUUAUCUGUCGCCAAAGAUUCAGUUUCAUACGGUGAAGGAGACAGAAACCGAAUAAUACUCUCAAUGUCACCGGUUGGUUGGGCUUCUUGGAACAUCACCUCCACCUUGCAUUUUCUCGGUUGCACUACCAUCUUGUACGAAGGCUUUCCAUAUUUUAUCAGCCCGACUUCUAUUUGGGAUAUGGUUGACCAGUUUAAAAUCACCAAUCUUUCAUUCGCAGCCAGUAUUCUGGAUGAUUUGGAAAAGAAAGGAUACCUGCCAACGGAGAAGCACAGUUUGGAAUCCUUAAAAGCAAUUGGAAGUGGUGGGAGUGUUGUAAAACCACAGACCUUUGACUUUAUAUACAAGAAAGUGAAAAGAGAUGUCAUAUUUACUGUUGCUUAUGGAUCCACUGAACUAAUGGGAGCUGCUUUAAGGCAUGAUUAUUCUUUACCCAUUUACAAAGGAGAAAUUCCGGCUCCUUGUUUAGGAAUAGCUGUGGAAUGCUUAAACGAGGAAGGUCAACAUGUAGUAGGUGAACCUGGCAAAUUAGUACUAGCAAAACCAGUACCUUCCUUGGUACUGGGCUUAUGGGGAGACAAUGAUGGAACUACAUUUAAGAAAUUAUACUUUUCGGAAUUCCCGGGAAAGUUCUCUUUGGGUGAUUCGGCCAUUAUCAAUCCUAUAACAAAAGGUUACAUUAUAUGCGGAAGAAGUGAUGCUACUUUAAAACAACGAGGAUGUCGAUUUGGAAGCUCUGAAAUUUACAAUAUUGUGGAUAAAUUCCCUGAAAUCGUCGACAGUAUUUGCGUCUCUCAGUACAGCAAGAAUUUGGCGGAAAGAGCUGUCCUAUUUCUGAAAAUAAAAGAGGGCUAUCAGUUUAACAAAGAUCUGGAAAGCAGGAUUCGAGAAAUGAUUGGAAGUGAAUUAACGCCUCGACAUAUUCCAGAAGUUAUCCUGGAAGUUCCAGAUAUACCGUAUAACAUAAACGGAAAGAAAGUAGAAAUUAUUGUGAAGAAAAUCAUCAACAAUAUGCCCUAUGAUCCGGAGAGUGUGGUGAAUAAGGAAUGCUUGAAAAUAUUUCACGAUAUGCCAGAACUUCAAGGAUUCGAAGACUAAUGGCUGCCAAUAAAGAAAUAUUAAUAAAUUUAUUUUGAAACAUAAGCCAGGACUAUUUUUCUAAUUCUUUUUCAAAAUAUAUUUGUUUUCAGAUUAACUGAAAUGAUCAGUAUGCAUGAAUAGAAUGUUAUAUAUAUAUAUGAUAAUUUUUGUGCGAUUAGUAAUGUAUGCUGAGCAGUUAAUUUAAGAAAUUGUUUAGAAACAUUUGAACGUGGGUGUAGUGCCUUAUCCUCCAAAACUGUAAACCCGAAAAUAGGAGGCGAUAAAAGAGUAAGUUGGAGACGGGCUUCCGGUGGGAAAGGCUGAAUGCUCAGUGUGGUCAUUUUAUAAAUUUAAACAAGUCUAUCAAUUGAUGUAUUUCUGUUUGUACAAAGUGUAUAUAAUCUAAGUUGCGUGGUGUAAAUAAGUAAGAAGGUAAAUCUGAAUUAAUUGCGGGGAAGACUCCAACACCGGCCAUGGCUGGAUUUUACAAUAAGUGAAAUAUAUUUAUAAUGAUGAUGAGUUUCUUUUAGCAUCUGUAAAUUUGCUGAUUUUUCUGAAUAAAUAAUGUUAUAAUAAGUCAAA
This is a messenger RNA of Stegodyphus dumicola, 2699 nucleotides long. Its product is annotated as acetoacetyl-CoA synthetase-like. Lineage: Eukaryota; Metazoa; Arthropoda; Arachnida; Araneae; Eresidae. Gene Ontology annotation, molecular function: acetoacetate-CoA ligase activity. Gene Ontology annotation, biological process: lipid metabolic process. The record is from RefSeq and is a predicted model, not a curated record.